AUGUGGACCACCGCUACGGACGAGCUUCCAGAUGAACUUUGGUUGGAGCAAUCCAUAAACACGGCGGGCUACUUGGGCGCUAUUGGAUAUGGGUUGCACAUUGCUGUUCACUUCGCUGCCACACACUAUUUAUUGACGAGCCAAAAUCCACUUCGAUGGAAGCUCCAUGCAGUCAACACCACGAUCUUCGCAUUAGGGACAAUCCACAUUGCCACCACAAUCCGUUUUGCGCAACAAGCCUGGAUCUUUGAGCGGGGCUACGAUGGCGGUCCGUACGCCUUUCUGCUGCACGAGGAGUCACGGCCAAUUGUCCUCGUGGGCCUCUCCGCCGCCAGCAUAGCCGGCUUCCUGAUCGACGGACUCCUGCUAUGGCGGAAUUAUGUUGUAUGGCGGUCAUGGUAUGUCCUCAUCCUGCCAGGAUGUGUGUAUAUUGUCAAUAUAGUUUUAACAGUAGCGAACAUUGUCCAGUCGGCGCACACCUACAUAGGCACUUGGGGCCCCAACCUUGGCAUUGCAUGCUGGGCGACGUCGAUGACCCUCAACAUGCUGCUUACCACGCUAAUUGCGGCGAAGAUACUCUACCAUCGGCGAAGACUUCUCACCAACGGCCUCGUCAAUGCCUCCGCUGCGUACUUGGGCGCCGCGUCCAUGCUGAUCGAAACGGCGUUCCCCGUUGCCCUCAUAUCAUGCAUCUUCAUCAUCCUCUACGCGAGACAGAACACCGCCGAGAAUCUCUUUAUACCCCUUAUUGCUCAAGUUUAUUGCGUCGCCCCGCAACUCAUCAUCAUCCAAGUCUACCGUGGACAGGCAUGGACAGGCGCUACCGUGACACGCGCUCAAGAGUGCUCCACACUCCCAUCUGUGCAGCAGCAGCGGCAGCAGCCGAAACUAGGGUCGGCUGGGGACAUCUCGAGCAUCCACUUCGGGCAACGGCAGAGUGCACACUGCCCGGUGCCCGAAAUGCUGCAUACUGCAACGUCUACGGAGGAUUUGGCGUCGACUGAGGCGUUCGAGAAACAUCAUCUGGAUGCUUCGGAGAUAUGGCACAAUAAGUCAGCGGUAUGA
Pleurotus ostreatus (oyster mushroom) is the source of this 1065-nucleotide messenger RNA. RefSeq lists its product as uncharacterized. Lineage: Eukaryota; Fungi; Basidiomycota; Agaricomycetes; Agaricales; Pleurotaceae. The coding region runs from base 1 to 1065 and encodes 354 amino acids. The transcript is spliced from 5 exons. The record is from RefSeq and is a predicted model, not a curated record.